Messenger RNA from Nelumbo nucifera (sacred lotus), 1516 nucleotides. RefSeq names its product putative RING-H2 finger protein ATL21A. NCBI's taxonomy places the organism in Eukaryota, Viridiplantae, Streptophyta, Magnoliopsida, Proteales, Nelumbonaceae. The record is from RefSeq and is a predicted model, not a curated record. Gene Ontology annotation, molecular function: polysaccharide binding.
CCAAGACAAAAUACAUCGACCCACACAACGUUAACACAACCAUGGGAGUCUUCUUCCUCUUCCUUCUCUUUUUCUUCCUGUUUUCAGGUAUUACAGUAAGAGCACAAUCGUGCUCCAGUUCGGUUUGCCACGCCAACGGGCUCGCCGUGCGGUUUCCUUUCCGAAUAAAGGGUCUCCAGCCGGAGCGUUGUGGCUAUCCAGGCUUCGAUCUUAGUUGCAGCGGUAAUCUGAGCAGGACGUUUCUGGAGUUGCCGUUCUCAGGAAGAUUUUGGGUGAAGAGCAUCGAUUAUGCCAGACAGGAGAUACGAAUCGGGGAUCCAAACAAUUGCCUCCCCAGAAGAUUACUGCACUUGAAUCUCUCAGCUACUCCUUUCAGGGGCGAUUACUAUCAGACCUACCAAUUAUUCAACUGCUCCGCGGACUCCAUGAGAUUUCGGCCGGAAAUCAUCAUCCCUUGUCUCAGCAGCUCCACCCACAAGGUGUUUGCCACUGAUGCUGCCCUCAUCCCUACUGGGUAUGUGCCCAGGCGACCAUGCAAGCUGAUUUCAACCGUCUCGGUUCCGGUUUCGUCGGAGGAUUACGAAAGCAGCUUCGAUGUUCCACCGAUUGAAUUCAACGACGAUCUUCGGUUGACAUGGGACGCACCCAACUGCGGAGAUUGUGAAGGGCAGGAUGGAAAGUGCAGAUUCAAGACGAACACGACUCUUGAAACCGGAUGCUUCGAUGUUCCACGACGCGGCUUCUUUCUGAGGAAGACACCACCUGAAGCUUCAGGACAGACUCUUUUCAGACAGAAGUUGGUGUAUAGACUUGAACAGUACAGUGUUGACGCAGACAGAACGAGUCUUCCAAGAAGCAUUCGAUACGCCAUUUCCAUAGGCGUGGGCAUGCCAGCAAUGAUGUGCGCUGUUGGGAUGGCAUGCUAUGUCUGCAGCAAGGUCAAGUAUUACGGUGGGAGGCGCAACGCCAACAGGGAUUCGGCCUCAUCAACCGUCACACCACAACCCACCAUCGUUGUGAUGGGUCUUGAUGGAGCCACCAUAGAAUCCUACCCAAAGCUGGUCCUCGGUGAGAGCCGGCGCCUGCCCAAGCCCGACGACAAUUCUUGCCCGAUAUGUCUGUCUGAGUACCGGCCAAAUGAGACAUUACGUAGCAUACCUGAAUGUAAGCAUUGUUUCCACGCCGAUUGUAUCGAUGAGUGGCUUAAGAUCAACGCUACUUGCCCUCUGUGUCGAAAUUCGCCUGGCCCAUUGCCACCACCACCACCACUUCCUCCUCCCUGAUAGUGUAUGAUCGCUCAUGUAGUAGUAUAUGCAGGAAUAUUUGUAACUUUAGUAAUACUUGUUUUUAUGUUUCUUUUUUUUUUUUUAAUCUCAGUAUUUUUUUUUUGGUAUUUAACACAACACAUUAACGAAGUAAGUGAUAAUAGCGGAAUUUGAAUCCACAGGGGACGGAGAAUAUGGAACCAGUCCUAUUUCAUCCUCAGGUUUCAAUUUAUGAAUCUCUUUCUUCAGAA